AAUGCUUCUGCUCGUUCUCGCCCAUCUUGGGGAUGGCAAAGCAUCCUUUAUAGUCGAGAGCUAUUGGAAGUGAGCUUUGAUGACAGAUUGGCAGUGGUAAAAUAGUGUAUCUGCUUCAUUUUAGUUGGAUCCCGAGGUUACAUCCUCAGGCCCCAACUUAUAACCCUAAUAUUCUACUGGACAUUGGUGAUCUCUUGGUAGCAGAGGUUUUCUGCCCAAGGGAAGGACGAUGGUUGAUCAGAAACUCAGCCAGUGGUUCGACCCAACAACCUGUCGUGUCAUUAAAGACAUUUCUCUUCCUUGUCGAGAGGUGGAGGAUAGAUUAAUAUGACAUGGCUUCGCUGACGGGGUUUUCUCUGUUAACUCUGCCUAUCAUUUUGUUGUCCUGUUAGAUAAGUAGAGAGGUAGAUGGAGAUCCUUGGCUAGUUGGAUGGAUAGACCUAGUUGGAUUAAAUUGUGGGAAGCAAAUAUAUCCCCGAAGUUGAAAGUGUUUGUCUGGAAAAUUUUCAACAGAAUCUUGCCAACGACGGAAGCUCUAAUAGAGAAAAAUGUUGAGAUACUUCCUCGUUGUCCUAUUUAUUGGGCAGAAUCAUAAACAAUGGAGCACUUGUUUCUUGACUGCCCAGUAGCUAGGUCUUUAUGUAAUCGAGUCUUGAAUAUCUUGGCCAGGGUUUGCCUCGCCCCACCUUCCUCUAUUCCUAAAGAAAUUGAUGUUACUCAUAGGUCAACCUCAACUUUUCAUGGAAAUGGUGGUCAUCCUUUGGUGGAUCUGGCGAUCCCGGAAUUGGGUUGUAUUUGAGGGCAAACAGUUUAGCAUCCCUGCUCUGAUGCGUCAAUUCCACCAACAAUACCAGGAAUGUGUUAGUUUGCCACCUGCCCAGUUUCCCCAGUGUUAUGCCUCCCCACCUCAUCCCUUAGAUAUUGUCCACCCAAAUGCGGUAGUUUGUAUGUGGGAUGGGGCAACUAAAACUGGGUCUCAUUUGGCCGGCGGGAUUUCAGAAUCAAAGUGGAAAAGUCCUCUUGGUUGCAGGAGCGCAGUUUUCUGUGUUGUAUGAUCCUCUGGUUGUUGAAUUGCUAGUUCUCUAUGAAACUAUUCUCUGGUGUCUAAGCCUGGGAUUUACAGAGAUUAGAUUUGAGGGGAUGCCAAAGUGGUAAUUGACAAGAUCAAUUGGGUUGAUACCCAGGAUAAUCGCCUAGGGACCAUUCUUGAAGAGGUCGUGCAUUAUUUUGCGAGUCACAGCGGGCUUAGUGUGCGGUUUGUAGGACGGUGUAGCAAUAGGGUAGCCCAUUUGGUGGCUGGAAGACCCCUUUCUUUGUACCCGAUUACGAAUCGUUUCUUUGAUUUUCUUGCCUGACUUCAGUCCAAAAUAUAAUUAUCUCUUCUUAACUCGAUCACACAACAAAGUAAUCGACAAAACGAGAUCAAGAAGAGAAAAUAUGACUGUCUUUGUUACUCCUCGAUCACACAACAAACAAGCAAGCACUUUGUUUACUAUGAACUGCCGUUUUGGGUGGCUUGUUCGUGAAGCAACUAAUAUCAACACUCUCAAAACUCAAGUCUGUUUCAGACUUUCAAUAGCCUGCAUAAAGGAAACAGAGAGAGCGCACAGUCACAGAGCAAUUCCGAUGGAGUCGAUUCAAGUCCAAGAAAUGAGCACCCAAGAAGUCCUCAAUCAAGAACUCCACAACAUCCAGGAAACCAAAGAAGCAGCGGAAUCAAUCGACCUCGCCGUCCUCCGCCUGAACGCCGACGACGACCACCACCACCAUUCUUCUCACUCUCCCUGCCAAUCCUGCGGUUGCUCCGGCGGCCCCUCUUCCUCCAGAAAGAACAAGCGCCGCUCGUCAGACGUGGGUUCUUUCUCCACUCCUCCCCUGUCCCCAGCCGCCGUCGCGGAGAACCCAGAACGUGAUUCCCGAUUCCAGCUCUCCAAGAGGCCCAAGAAGCUGUUCACCGACUCGUCUCCUGAAACCCUCGCCGGCGUUGUCAUUCCGCAGGGGUUUUCUAAAAUCGCUCUCCCUCUCCCCGCCCAAUCGGUUUCUCCACCACCAACGGGAUUCCCAGCUCCCACUGCCGCCCGAAAUUCCUCUCCCAUUCUCCGCCGCCCGCCUCCCUUGUUCUCUGGACUGGACGGCGGUUCUUCUCAAACCCUAACUCCUCAAUCGCCGCCCAUCAGUAGCGUCAUCCCGAACGAUUCCGCCACGCCGUCGUCCAAGGCGCCGGGAUCCUCUUCCCGUCCUCCCCUGCCGCCGUUGAGGAGAUCGUGGUCGCUACCGUCGCCUGACAAACCCGCUCCGUCGGGUUCCAAUGACGCGGUUUCAGCCAAUCCACCACACCAUGGAGAGAAGCUGAAGGCAGUUGGGAAUUGGAUCAAGGAGGUAGCUAAGUGGUGGGAUGAAUUUCACACUGUUGAUGAGAUUGCACCAGAGGUAGUCAACCCAGAAGAGAAGAAAGUCUCUGUUGAUGAUGGUGAUAGUGAUAUUGCUUCUAAUGCAGUUAAGCAGGAUGGCAAAGAAUCUGCAGGUUGUGAAGAGUCUGUGAACGUGGAGAGGACAGGUGAAUGCUUGAUCAUAAACUUCAAGUGUCCAUGCAAGAAAGGGUAUCAGAUUCUUCUCUCUGGAACCAGCUGUUACUACAAGCUCAUGUAGAUGAUUCACUGCAUGUAUAGACAGACUGCUGUACCUCAAUUCUUUAGGGGGUUUUACAUUGUUCAUAGAAUCUUCUUUCUGGAGUAAGCUUGCUGUUGGAGAAGUUUCUUAUGGAACGAGGAGAGUGUUUUUUUUUUUGUAUAGACAGAUGACAGGGUUUCUUACCAUCUCGCUCGAUGGCUACUUUACUUGCUCCCAUGUGAGCUAUGUUGUUGAUGAUAACGAAUAAAACUAGACUGUUCUUUGAACGGAUGUGUGAAGUGUGAUGCACUCUUAUGGUUUUCUUCUGCUAUUUGUAUGGAUGAUUUGCGUGUAAUUUGCCGAUCGGUGACACAAAAGGAUUGAUCUUUACUUGUAAUGAUCCUCUCCACUUUGCCAAGUGGAUAGAAUCUGGAAUGUUUUGUGUGUGAAUUCUGAGUACCAGGAGUUUGAUUCAUUGCCAAUGCACUUGAAAUCUCUGCUUAUACUAGCGUUUCAGAGCUGUCAGCUGUGGGCCAAUUACUUGAAGUUCAAGUCUCCCUGCCAAAAAGCCAUUAACUGCUAUUCAAAUUGGUUCACCUUGGUUUUGUUAUAAGUUAUAACUAAGGUUUGAAAGGUUUGACCAUUGGAUAAUCAGGUCAACUGCUACAAGUAAAGUCAACAGUUGAAAAUGGGUUGAAUCGGUUAGUUGCCGGACCAGCUCCAGGUCCAAUAAGGAAAGCCCAAAAACGGCCCAGGCAAGGCUGCCUCCGUCGUCCCCGAUUCAAUACUCUGCGUCUAGUCUAGUAGUUGGAAGAAUCAGGACGGAGUUGCUGUGCCUGUGAGCUGAUUCCAGAAAUUGCAUCACCGGAAAAUGGCUUCAGGCGAUUAGAAGGAGACGCCGCAUCUAAACCACCGUCGGCCGAGCGACAAUCACCACCUUCUCCUUCGUUCUCCGAGAAUUGGAAGGAGCGUAUAUUACUCCCCACACUUGUCGCAGGUUUUUAUUUUGUUUUCCUUUCUCUUACCUUGUCCGCCUUUACGCGGCCCUUUAUCCGAAAUGGGUCAAAUUGAAGGGCUUCUGGUUUCUUCUUUAUUUGCAGGAGCUGGUGGUGGAGGAUACGGGCUGGUUUCUAAGCAUCGGACAGUACAAGGGUUUCCCCACAUUUCAGCUGCUUGCGCUGCUAAUUUCGCCAUUGUCGCUGGCUGCUACUGCGGUAAUGAUCUUCCCAUCCAUCCUAUUCUCGAAUUUCCUUUGCUUUUGACGAAAACUGCAACAUAGGAAGGGUGUUCCCUUGACCUGAACUUAGGCUAGUUUUCUGGAAGAAUGACAUAGCAAUAAAGCUAUUUUGUUCUAAUUCUUGGGAAGACCCCAUUUUGUUCAUGUUGAUCCCAUCCCACUCUUGAUUUCUUGCGUGGUUGAUGGUGGAAUAGUUUUUCGGUUUCUCUUCGAAUUAGUUGAAUUCACUCUCUUGUUCUGCAUUUCUUUGAAGCAAUAAUAAGCUGGCAUUAACUAGUUACUAUGCCUCACGGUUUGCAAAAAAAUUGUUUGGUCUGUAAUAAGAUCAGAAUUCAGAAGAUUAUCCUGAGAAUCACUUGAAUGGUGUUCUUCAUAAGCAGGUGAAUUAGUUUGCUAAUAAGAUUUCGUUGUUUCGACUGGACGGACGAGUGGGCACCAGGAUCAUUUCGAGAAUUGUAAUAAGCACUGGUGGAAGUAUGUUUUGUGAUCAAAACUCUAUUUUGUCCCCAUGCGUUUAGUUUAGUUCUGUUCCUACACAAUUCUUGAUCUACCCGAUUUACUCCAACGGUUUUAUCUACAGGAGCAAGGGAAUUCGUAAGAGUAACGCGGAAAUCAGGCCCUGAUGAUCUGCUAAACUCUGCCAUUGCUGGUUUCAGUACUGGUGCUCUUCUUGGACGUCUUCAAGGUUAACUCUCACCUCUUUUGCCUCUCUCUUGUCCUUUUUUCCUCCGGGGACAUCCGAUUAUAUUGUUCUUCUCUCUCUCUCUCUCUCUGGACAUCUGAGUGCUUCUGUUUUCUGAGUUGCAGGUGGCCAACUGGGCGCUCUUCGCUACUCAUUCAUCUUCGCUAUUGCUGGGACCUCAGUUGAUUUCGCUACCAUUAAACUAAGACCCAAACUAAGGAGUCUAAAAGAAUCCAUAUUUGGCGACGAGAAAAACAAAGGCGGAGGAUGGAAGUUGCCCGUAUGGUCUCCAAUACAAGUGCUCGACGAGGAUGCUCUGGCCAAGAAAGAAGCUCGAGAGAAACAACUUAAAGCACAAAGAUUAGCUCUGAUCAAGCUAACCAAAGAAGAGUCAUGAAAAAGCAAGAAGACCCCUCUUUUGCCUUUCUGCUCCGAGUUCCUGUUAUUUUUAGAUGCCUGCCUUUGGUUAGCAACCUGCAACCUGUUGAGGAGCUCUCUAAAUCGUUUUUUCUGCAAGCAUUUCCUGCAACAGUAACUCAGCAAGCUGUGAGUUCUCAAUUCUCAUAUUGUACAAAAGAAGUUGCAAGGCCUAAUACAUGACCCGACCUCUGUGAACUGCAUUUUCCCAACAAGAGCUGAAUGUAGCGUGUUAUCUAAGGCAUAAUACAUGGUUACAUCUGGUUCCGGUUUGUUCUUAUGGAUUUGCAUGUUUUUGCCACACAUGGUUACUUCUGCUACCAUCAUCACUCUAACCGCAAACCACCAGAAUUUGGCCAACUUCAGCUGCAGUAGUUCGAAUUUGACUGCCGAUCCAUGGAUUCUGCCGCUUCCCCUAAGAAGAGAAUUGAGAGGAGAGAUUUAAACGGGAAAAAUUAUCAUCAAAUCUCACUCAGGAACUUUCCCCAUGUCUUACAUUGGUGCUAUUCAUUUCCAAACGCCAAGUCUCUGAAACGCAAUCAGAAUUGCAAGCUCCACGCAAUAAGUUGAGUGUCGUUUGGCGUAGACUACAGAGCAAGUUCGGGGCAGGUUAAAGGGGAAUGAAAGAUUUAAACUACAUAACUCAGAGAGGGUUGCCAAAGACCUCUAUCACUAUCCACUAAACUACAACAAAGAACCCUAGUUUACCACCACGACAUAAUCACACAUAAGCAUGCUCAUAGAGCUCGCUGCCCCAGGCAGGGCUCUAGACUGCCCUGCCUAUGAGAGCAGUGACACUAAGGAGACGAACUCCAGGGUGACUCGGCCUUUGGACCUUGUGUUAAUGACGAAAUGCUCGGGGUACCUUCUCAGCAACAUAAGCAAGCCAUACCAUGGUUUCUCCUUGGCUUCUGGGCUCUUCCACUCCUCAGAUGUUAGGUAUCUUCUCACUCGACUAUGAUGCCAGACACUGCCAAACUGUUCCAACAGCUGAAACAGAGGUAGAAGAUUGUAUGAGAUUAUUGAUAAAAGCUUGAGGACUUUGCAUAAUCAUCAGAUCACGAUUAGCUUUUAAGCUGGUUGCACCCACAGAAUAACAAAAUAAAACUGUCCAGCUUCAACACCAUACUUAAGUUGAUUGCAGGCUAAACAUAUCUAACCAAUGGGUAGAAUCAAAGAUAACAAUGAUG
Messenger RNA from Linum trigynum, 6136 nucleotides. The record is from the annotation of a GenBank genome assembly. Lineage: Eukaryota; Viridiplantae; Streptophyta; Magnoliopsida; Malpighiales; Linaceae.